Diospyros lotus (date-plum) is the source of this 1310-nucleotide messenger RNA. RefSeq lists its product as uncharacterized. Bases 107 to 1114 code for a protein of 335 amino acids. The record is from RefSeq and is a predicted model, not a curated record. Lineage: Eukaryota; Viridiplantae; Streptophyta; Magnoliopsida; Ericales; Ebenaceae. The transcript is spliced from 2 exons.
CAUUUCCGCAUUGAUUCAUUCAUUUCAUCUCAUCUCAUCUCUGAUCUCUCCUUAUAUCUAUCAUCUUCAUCAAUUGAUUUCUUCUCAUAUCCGUCAGCCACUCGCCAUGGACAGAGAGCAGGAAGAGAUGCAAUUCCUCGGCCUCUUCGGCAUCUACGUAGAAUCCUACAAGAUCAUCCUCUCAUGGCGCCGAAUCUUCUCCCAGAUAACCCUUGCCCUCAUCCUCCCUCUCUCCUUCAUCUUCCUCGCUCACAUCGAGGUCUCAGAAUUGAUCUUCUCCAAGAUCAUUCACAACGAGAUCCAGCUCGACGAAACGCCGCCCGUUGACACCUACCGCCAAAACAAGCUCUCCGACCUCAUCUCCUCCGAAUGGGCCAGUCUUUGGAUCUUCAAGUUCGUCUACUUCACCUUCCUCCUUGUCUUCUCCCUCCUCUCCACCUCCGCCGUCGUCUACACCAUCGCCUCCGUCUACACCGCCCGCGAUGUCACUUUCCGGCGUGUCCUCAGCGUCGUCCCCAAGGUCUGGAAGCGCCUCAUGGUCACCUUCCUCUGCGCCUUCUUCGCCUUCUUCACUUACAACAUCAUCGCCGCCGUCGUCCUCGUCUUCUGGCUUUUCACGGCCGGCCCCUCCAGGCCGGGCUUGGCGAUUCUGAUCGUGAUAUUGGUGUUGUACUCAGCCGGGUUCGUGUACAUGACGAUCGUCUGGCAGCUGGCCAGCGUGGUGUCGGUUUUGGAAGACUUGUACGGGCUGAAAGCCAUGGCCAAGAGCAAGGAUUUGAUCAGAGGGAAGACAUGGAUAGCCGUUGUCAUCUUCUUCAAGCUGAAUUUGUCUCUGGUUUUCAUACAGAUUCUGUUCGAAAACUUUGUUGUGAGUGGGUACCAGACGCCGUUUGGGAUAUUGGGAAGGUUUGGAUUUGGGAUGAUUUGUUUCCUGCUGCUAUCGAAGCUCUUCCUCUUCGGGCUCGUCAUCCAAACAGUGUUCUACUUCGUCUGCAAAUCGUAUCACCAUGAGAACAUCGACAAGUCUAGCCUCUCUGAUCAUCUGGAGGUUUAUCUAGGAGACUAUGUUCCAUUGAAGGCCAAGGAUGUUCAGCUAGAGCAAUUUGAUGUCUAGCAGCUCAUCAUGAUAAUUAAGAUUUAAUUUCUUUCUUCUUCUUCUUCUUCUUCUUCUUCUUCUUGGGUAUCAUCUGGUGGUGGUUGGUCUUGGAUAAUUACACUGAUCAGAGGUGUCAUAUAUAUACUUGUAUCACAUUGUAUUUGUACUUAAUUUCCAAGAAACCCAGACAAAUAUAAUGAGCUUUGUAGUUGCA